Molecule: messenger RNA, 1479 nt
Organism: Callorhinus ursinus (northern fur seal)
Lineage: Eukaryota; Metazoa; Chordata; Mammalia; Carnivora; Otariidae
Product: L-threonine 3-dehydrogenase, mitochondrial
Biological process (GO): L-threonine catabolic process
Molecular function (GO): L-threonine 3-dehydrogenase activity
Source: RefSeq, a predicted model, not a curated record
AUGCCGGUUGCUAGGCUGCUGUGGCAGGUCGCGGGCCAGAUGCUGGGGAGCCCAGCCUGUGGCUGCUGGAUAGCUACCCCGCCACUCCGGUUUCUGGGCACCUCCCCUCGGCAGAUUCCAGCAGACGCCAACUUCCACUCUGCCCUUUUCUCUGAAACAGACCAGCCACGCGUCCUAAUUACAGGGGGUCUUGGCCAGCUUGGAGUGGGACUUGCUAACCUUUUGAGGAAACGAUUUGGGAAGGACAAUGUGAUUUUGUCUGACAUAAGGAAACCCCCUGAUCACAUCUUCCACAGCGGCCCGUUUAUUUAUUCCGACAUUCUGGAUUACAAAAAUCUUCGGGAGAUCGUGGUAAACAACCGCAUCACCUGGUUGUUUCAUUAUAGCGCUUUGCUCAGUGCGGUUGGGGAAGCAAACGUAUCCUUGGCCAGAGCCGUAAAUAUCACCGGAUUACAUAACAUCCUAGAUGUUGCAGCAGAGCACAAUUUGCGAUUGUUUGUGCCUAGCACAAUCGGAGCUUUUGGACCUACUUCUCCCCGGAAUCCAACUCCCGAUCUCUGUGUUCAGAGGCCCAGGACCAUCUACGGGGUGUCCAAGGUCCACGCCGAGCUCAUGGGAGAAUAUUAUCAUCACCGGUACGGGUUAGAUUUCCGGUGCUUGAGAUAUCCUGGAAUCAUUUCAGCAGACUCACAGCCUGGAGGAGGAACAACUGACUAUGCGGUCCAGAUCUUCCACAACGCCCUGAAGAAUGGCAAAUUUGAGUGCAACCUGAAACCCAGCACGAGGCUCCCAAUGAUGUAUAUUGAUGACUGCCUCAGGGCCACCCUGGAAGUCAUGGAGGCCCUGCCAGAGUCCCUCUCCAUGAGGACCUACAACAUCAAUGCCAUGAGCUUCACCCCUGAGGACCUGGCCCAGGAGGUUCUCAAGCAUGUACCAGAAUUCCAGAUCACGUACAACGUGGAUUCUGUUAGACAGGCCAUAGCGGAUAGUUGGCCGAUGAACUUUGAUGACAGCAAUGCUCGGAAGGACUGGGGGUGGAAACACGACUUUGAUCUUCCAGAGUUGGUGACGACGAUGUUGAACUUCCAUGGUUCUGAUACUAGAGUUGCCCAGGCUAACUGAGGGAAUCGGAAGGGAGAGCUCAUGUGUCCUGGACCGCUGUCAAGGGAAAAGCGUAACGACCCUGAGGAACCUCAAUUAUCUGGAAUGGAAGGAUGAAUUGGAUGAAAUUUUGGCAGCUCAUACUGAACUGCCAGGUUGGAGAAUCAUGUUGGCUUUUGCAUUUUCAAAAUGCUGUAGGUUUGGUGGUAGGACUUCUAAACCUUUGCUGUUUGCCUAAACUUGCCCAAACACACAUAUCACAGAAUGAAGACUUCAGUCAGAAAAGUUGCCAUUUCCUUAAUUCAGAUGAAUUAACCAUUUUGGGGAAGGUGGACGUAUGUGAUGUUUGUUGUGAAUUAAAUUUAAUUUAAAUAUCAC